Messenger RNA from Lachancea sp. 'fantastica', 2178 nucleotides. Lineage: Eukaryota; Fungi; Ascomycota; Saccharomycetes; Saccharomycetales; Saccharomycetaceae. The record is from the annotation of a GenBank genome assembly.
AUGUCCGUACGCAAUCUCACGGCCCAGCACCCGGGUUCCAACAGUUCGGGCUCCAAUUCGAGCGAUACCGCCGCUCCAGCUGCUCCAGCAGGAUCAUCGUCCAUCCCUCCACCCAGUAAUCCGUUCGCUGACGACGCCGAAGACGACACCUACGGUUCCUACAGCGGCAGCGAAUCGUCACUGAUCCACCACAACAACAACAACAACAGCAGCAGCAAUACCAACAUCCACAACGCCAGCGGCAUGGGCGCCAAAUCCACAACCGAUUACAGAGGAUACUACUCCCGAGGAGCAGCCGGCUCCCGUCAAAACGGUGCCAGACCUACAAACACAGCGUCCGCCAACCGUCUGAACGCUGCACCCGCCGCGUUGCCCUCCAGCACCAGUCUGAGCUCCCAUUUGGGCAUCUCCAACAACGAUAUCACGGCUCCGCCCGGUUUUGACAGGUACCCCAUCGUGGCCGGGUCUCGCGUCUCGUCCAUGGCUCCCGUGGCAGAAAGCGCUGCAAACCACAAUCCACACCAUCACCAUCCACCAGGCCCCAGCAAUAACAACUCAUCGGCCUCCAUCACUUCUUCGGACCCAUUCAUAAGUGAUCAAGACUUUUCACCCUUCGGAGGCUACCCAGCAUCGUCGUUCCCACUUCAUCUUGAAGAAAAGGAAGAUGACGAUUAUCUACACAACCCUGACCCCGAGGAAGAGGCAAGGCUCGACAAGCAUCGUUUCGCAUUCGAUUUCAAACACAUGGACAAACGUUCCGCAGGAGGUUACAUCAGUUUCUUGCUGCUGUUUCUCGGUGUAAUAGCGGUAUUCAUUAUUUUGCCCGUAUUGACGUUUACCGGUGCCGUGAACCACGGUUCCCCAGAAACAAUCACUUUCCUUUCGCUUUACGAGUAUCCACAACUAUCCGCAAUCCGCACGUCUCUCGUGGACCCCGAUACGCCCGAUAAUGCCAAAAGUUUCACUGCCAAAGACGGUUCGUCUUGGCCUCUGGUGUUUUCAGACGAGUUUAACGCUGAGGGCAGAACUUUCUACGAAGGGGAUGACCAGUUCUGGACUGCUGUAGACAUUCACUACGACGCUACCCAUGAUUUGGAAUGGUAUUCUCCAGAUGCUGCUCAAACCGCAAACGGUACCCUACAGCUCACUUUGGAUGCUUACAAGAACCACGGUCUAUACUACAGGUCCGGUAUGGUUCAAAGUUGGAACAAGAUGUGCUUCACUCAAGGCUACAUCGAAGCUUCAGCCAAUUUGCCUAAUUAUGGUCGUGUUAUGGGAUUGUGGCCCGGUAUGUGGACUAUGGGAAAUCUGGCUAGACCAGGUUAUCUGGCAUCCACUGAGGGUCUAUGGCCUUACUCCUAUUCCUCUUGUGAUGCCGGUAUCACACCAAAUCAAAGUUCUCCAGAUGGUAUUUCUAUGUUGCCGGGUCAAAGACUAUCGGUUUGCACGUGCGAUGGUGAAGAUCAUCCUAAUCAAGGUGUCGGAAGAGGUGCUCCUGAAAUCGAUAUCAUCGAAGCCGAAACGGAUACCACAAUUGGCGUUGGUUUGGCUUCUCAGUCUCUGCAAAUCGCUCCUUUCGAUAUCUGGUAUAUCCCAGAUUAUGAGUUUGUGGAAAUUUACAACACUUCUACUACUGUUAUGAAUACUUACUGUGGUGGUCCAUUCCAACAAGCCGUCUCUGCAGUCUCUACUCUCAAUUCUUCAUGGUACGAGUUUGGCCCUGACGCUGGGUAUUACCAGUCGUAUGGUUUUGAACUGAUUAAUGACGUUGAUAAUGGAUAUUUGAGAUGGUUUGUGGGCGACAAACCUACUUACACCAUAUACUCAAAAGCUCUACACCCCAACGGUAACAUUGAUUGGAGAUUACUGAGUAAGGAGCCUAUGUCUGUCAUUUUGAACUUGGGUCUCUCUACCAAUUGGGCAUACAUUGAUUUCAACUCCAUUUUCUUCCCAGUGACAAUGAGCAUCGACUACGUGCGCGUUUAUCAACCAAGUGACGCGAUUAAUGUGAACUGCAGUCCAGAUGAUUACCCAACAUACGAAUACAUCCAGAAGCACUUGAACGCUUACACCAAUUCCAACUUGACCCAGUGGGAAGAUGCCGGGUACAGUACCCCAAAGAACAUUCUCACGGGAAACUGUAAGAGUUCAAAGUAUUCGCUUCCUCAAAAGUCCUAG